UCCACAUUUAGCAUCACUGUUUCUCAUAAUGUAUUGUUAUUAUUGUUAAACUACAAAUGGAGCAGUUUCUUAAAGGUCUGCCCAAAGUAGAGCUCCAUGCUCACCUCAACGGUUCCUUGGGCAUCAAAAGCCUAUGUGAUCUUGGCGAGCGAUUGUAUGGAACCUCUUGUAAAGAUUUCCUGAAGUUGUGCGCGCACUUCAGCCGAUUUGAAAAGGAUAUGGAUGCAUGCUUCGAGAAGUUUGCAUUUGUGCACGAGUUGACCUCCACCCGGGAGGGUCUGCGAUUUGCCACGGAGUUGGCGAUUCGAGAUUUCGCUGAGGACAACGUCCAGUAUGUGGAAAUGAGGACCACUCCUAAGGCAAACGAGAACUAUUCACGCAGGGACUACCUGCAGAUCGUGAUCGAUGCAAUUAAGGCAGCUAGCGAAACGUAUCCAGAGAUAACAGUCAAGCUACUGCCCUCCAUCAAUCGAGCGGAACCAGUGGACGUGGCUGAGGAAACAGUUUCCCUGGCUGUGGAGUUGGCACGGGCUCAUCCAAAUCUUAUCUUAGGCAUCGAUCUUAGCGGUAAUCCAGGGAAGGGGCGGUUUUCCGACUUUGCUCCUAUUCUUGCACAGGCCCGGGAUAAGGGUCUGAAGUUAGCUAUACACUGCGCCGAGAUCGAGAAUCCAUCGGAGGUAAAGGAAAUGCUGCACUUUGGAAUGUCCCGCUGUGGACAUGGAACUUUUCUUACUCCCGAGGACAUUGGGCAGCUUAAACAACGAAAUAUUGCCAUUGAAUGCUGCCUCACUAGUAAUGUUAAGUCGGGAACAGUGCCCAGCUUGGAGGAGCACCACUUGAAAAGAAUCAUGGAGGCAGAUGCACCCAAGGUUAUCUGCACGGACGACAGUGGCGUUUUUGAUACCACUUUGACAAAGGAGUUUCUGAUUGCUGCGGAAACUUUCGGUCUAACCCGUGAACAAUGCAUCGAUUUGACCUUGGAGGCAGUGCAUCAUUCAUUCGCCAGCGAACAGGAGCAAAUACAGAUGGCGGAUAGGGUGGGGAACUACGCAGACAUAUUGGUCAAAUAAAAAAACUGUCACUGCCCUAAUUGAAAUAAAUAAGUUUUUGUAUGUAACACC
Molecule: messenger RNA, 1121 nt
Organism: Drosophila melanogaster (fruit fly)
Lineage: Eukaryota; Metazoa; Arthropoda; Insecta; Diptera; Drosophilidae
Gene: Ada
Product: adenosine deaminase
Exons: 1
Coding region: 57-1070 (337 amino acids)
Molecular function (GO): deaminase activity; N6-methyl-AMP deaminase activity
Source: RefSeq, marked reviewed